AUGCGCCCUCGUGGUCUCCGUUUCAAUCUCAAAAGCUACGUCGACGCCUCAAUGGCCGGUCUCGACCCUCACACUCCCCGGUCCAGCAAAUUCCAACCCUGGGAAGAAAACGAUGUCCCUAUCAUCGAUUCACGAGAACUCUUUUCCGAUGUUGUCUUCAAGUUGUCUUCAUACAUUGCCAAAGCCAUUGAUGCCGCCUACACUUACGAGCAGCUGCGUACCACUAGUGCUGGACAGUCGUUGAAGCCUCUCAUUACAUAUCUGAGUGCUGACUGCCACCAUCCCGCCAUCGUAGCAGCACUCCUGGCAGCCAGAUAUCUCUUCACCAAUGCCGACGCAGACGCGGACAGCGGCCUGAACGAGUCGCGGGCCCUCGCCUGUGAACUUGUAGCGUGGCAGUUUCUUACCUUUUUGUCGGAGAAGGAACUCAUUGACUACCUUCUCUACGAACUGCCCCAAAGUCCGGACGAGAGCACGCGACAACCCCCCUCAGACUCUACUACUGAUAGGAUUUUUGGUCGUCAUGUCGAGGAAGAUCACGCAGAUGAAACAUCGCCCCUAAUACGCGCCCGAUCGGCCGAACGUGGUGCGGUUCUCCGGCCCCCAAAACGCGCCUCCUUCGACCACCUCCCUGGCCCUGGCACAUCAAGCACAUUCCCGGGCGACGAGGACGAUGCGACGCGGAGAGCGUAUCUGGAUGAAUCCAUGGCUGGUAUGAACGCCCUGGAAAUCGCCGCCAUCGGGGACGCAAAGAAGUUCCUCUCACAGAAUCCUGUUCAGAAGAUUGUCGAAGACAUCUGGAAUGGCGACGUGAUCUUCUGGGAGAGUCUCUCCGUCUACGCCGUCAAGAAACCCCGAGUGUACAACAAACGGGUAGCAGACCCCUUUACCCGUCUAAGGGUCCCCAAGUAUCAAAAGGCCUUUCAGAUUAGCUUCUUUCUGGCAUUUCUGGCACUGUAUUAUGCUGUAUUAGUGGAGCGGGAUCCAAGCCACAUUACCGCCACAGAAACCGUGUUAUAUCUUUGGAUUGCUGCUUUUGCCUAUGACGAGUUCGGCGAGAUCAAAGAUGCGGGCCUCAUGUUCUAUCAGACCGACUUUUGGAGUUUGUGGGACAUCGCCAUCAUCGGUUUCAGCGCGGCUUUUGUGAUUAUCCGGAUUAUUGGCCUCCUCAGAAAUAGCGACUAUAUCAUCGAUGUUGCCUUUGACAUCUUAUCCAUGGUGGCACUGUUCCUUGAUAUUCUCGGUUAUGAGCCUGAACCCAUACUUUGGAAGCUUGGUAAGUUUCAGCCGUCUCUCGAUAGUGUCGGAGGUGACCUGACAGUGGGCUGCAAAGAUUCCGGUGUUGAAGGAGAUGCAUUUUGCAAGUUUCUGCCUGUGAUUGUCGUGUUAUAUCUCGGGUUUUUGACCACCUUCACCAUGCUGGCGAGAGAUCGGAUGAGUCUCAACGACAUGUCAUGGCUCUUAAUCAAGGUGUUCUUUGGGUAUGAAGCAGCACCCGACUUCCGAAACGUCACUGAUUAG
This is a messenger RNA of Fonsecaea nubica, 1521 nucleotides long. RefSeq lists its product as hypothetical. The transcript is spliced from 4 exons. The record is from RefSeq and is a predicted model, not a curated record. Lineage: Eukaryota; Fungi; Ascomycota; Eurotiomycetes; Chaetothyriales; Herpotrichiellaceae. Bases 1 to 1521 code for a protein of 506 amino acids.